Messenger RNA from Phyllostomus discolor (pale spear-nosed bat), 818 nucleotides. It is a transcript of the gene AMTN, whose product is annotated as amelotin. The record is from RefSeq and is a predicted model, not a curated record. The coding region runs from base 18 to 656 and encodes 212 amino acids. The transcript has 8 exons. Gene Ontology annotation, biological process: positive regulation of enamel mineralization; odontogenesis of dentin-containing tooth. Lineage: Eukaryota; Metazoa; Chordata; Mammalia; Chiroptera; Phyllostomidae. Gene Ontology annotation, cellular component: basement membrane; cell-cell junction.
AGGUAGCAAUUUGAAACAUGAAGACUAUGAUUCUACUGUUUUGUCUUCUGGGAUCAACUCAGUCAUUACCAAUGCAGCUCAGCCCUGCUUUGGGACUUCCUCCAGCUCAGCUGGUUCCAGAUCAGACAACCCUACUGAACCAACAGCAACCGAAUCAGGUCUUCCAUUCUUUAAGUCUAAUACCAUUGACACAGAUGCUCACACUGGGGUCAGAUCUGCAGCUGCUAAAUCCUCCUGCAGGGAUGGCACCUGCUGCCCAGACCCUCCCACUGACCCUGGGGGCACUAAACGUGCAGCAGCAGCUGCAGCCACAAAUGUUACCACUUAUUGUAGCACACCUUGGAGCCCAGGGAACUAUCCUAAGCUCGGAGGAACUGCCAGUAGCCCCGCACAUCUUCACAGGCCUCAUCUUCCAGCCCUUGCUCCCCGGAGCUAUCCUGCCCAGCAGCCAGGCUAAUCCAGAUGUCCAGAACAGAAUCCUCCCUGCAGGACAAGCAGGAGUAAAUCCCUCCAUCCAGGGAACCGAGAGCCCCUUUCUGACCCCCAGCGGCACCGACACUGACGAUGACUUUGAAGUGACUACCCCUGCAGGCAUCCAGAGGGGGGCGCACAUUCCUGAGGGAACCACCACAGGGUCCCCAAAUGGAGUUCAGUAAGCUGAAUUUUUUUCAUCUAAAUGACCUUAAAUGUGGUGCUUUUCUCAUUGGUCAUAUUUUGGAGAACAUUGAGACACACUGGAGAAUAUCAGAAGAUAUUAAGUCUUAGUUAACUAAAAGCCUUCUUGAAAUUUCAGCAAAUUCAUUCUUCCUAGAGAGUGG